Messenger RNA from Clunio marinus, 623 nucleotides. The record is from the annotation of a GenBank genome assembly. NCBI's taxonomy places the organism in Eukaryota, Metazoa, Arthropoda, Insecta, Diptera, Chironomidae.
AUCAGAUAAAAUUUAGUCUUGUAUCAGAUGUUCAUAGUGAAAGAUCAUUAAAAAAACUAAGACAUGAAAUUUAUUAUUCAUUCGAUCGUUUUGUUUUACGUGGCUUCAAUCGUGAACUCAGAAGAAGAAGCGGAAAUUGCUAUUCCAGAAUGUGUCAUCAAGAAGGAUUCAAUUGAUCAAGAUAAAAUGCUGACAGAAUGUCCAAGUACUGCAUCGUGUGAAAAUGGUCAACUAGUAAAAACAUCCGCAGGUUGCUGUUGCGAUAAUGAAUAUUAUGAAAACGAUGAUCGUUACUUGGACAUGUCUAGACCACGUCGAAGAGGAUCCAAACAACUGCGACGUUGUGAAUAUAAUGAAGAAUAUGAAGUAACUGGAAACUAUCACACUCAUUGUAAUGGUUUAAGUGUUUGUGAGAAAGAUUAUGCUUUGGUCCACAAUAAUGAAAUUCGCAAAGGAAGAACAAGCUACGAAAGGACCAAUAAAUGUUGCUGUGCACCUUACGACAUUGCAGAGUUAUUUGUUUUUCCCUAAUGAAAACAUUCUAUCUCAAAAAUAUUUACUGACUGGAAACUUCGCUAAAAAUUGAUCAUUGAAUAAAUAUAAGCAGCAAAUAAAAAACCGAA